Molecule: messenger RNA, 5797 nt
Organism: Heterocephalus glaber (naked mole-rat)
Lineage: Eukaryota; Metazoa; Chordata; Mammalia; Rodentia; Bathyergidae
Product: KIAA1614 ortholog
Biological process (GO): regulation of cellular localization; centrosome cycle; establishment or maintenance of cell polarity
Cellular component (GO): cell cortex; apical plasma membrane; nucleus
Molecular function (GO): protein binding
Source: RefSeq, a predicted model, not a curated record
CCGCCUGCGACGCGGCCUCUCCGAGCGAGCGGGAAGGGUCAGACGGAGGCCCGCCCUUCACGUCCAUCUUCAUUUCAGCUUUUCCGAGUGAGAGCAGAUACAGCACUUGGGUCAUAGGCUCAGAUGGCGGAAGCCUCUGCCCUUCUUUAAGGUCCCGGGACCCGGAUCCUCUGGGCUGCUGCUCCACCAAAAAGUUCUUAUAAUUUAACAGAAAUGGCACACACGACGUUCUGAUCCCGUUUUCUGGAUUGGUCCUUAGAAGAGAGAAGGAGGUAGCUAGGCUGCAAAGAGAAACCUGGUACAUUCUAGAUUAACCGAAAGCCCAAGACAGGGAGCAGAAUAACCAGCCCCGUGCAGGUGACCUCAGUAGUGGAGGGAAAUGAUCCUGAGCCACAACUGGAUAAUGGACCCCUUUCAAGACCCUGGCCCUUUCCUCCCCCCAAGCCUCCCAGGCUGUACAGGAUGCAGCUCCAUGGAUCCUCUGUGCUGGAGUCCAAGGUGAGGGCUUUAAAGGAAAAGAUGACAGCAAGUAAACAGGGAGUGAGCCCCACCACCCAUGAGCAAUCAUCCACCAAGAAAUCCAAAUGCCGACAAGUCAAGCCUGGGAGAGUCCAGAUAUCAGAAGACUCCUCCCUGCCAGAUGCUGUGGAGGUGCCCUAUGCUCAGAAGCUGACUGGCGGGCAGCUGGACAGCAGUGUCAACAAGGAAGAACCCAGGAGCAAUGGGGGCUCCAGGCCUCUGCCCUCGGCCCCUGAGCUUGAGUGUUGGAAUGGACAGAACCCUUUGUCUCCAGAAGUGGUAUGGAUAUUGUCAGACCGUGAGAGGGGUCUAGCACCAGGACCUGACUCUUUGCCAGAGAGCCCUAGCCAGGGAAUUACUCCAGGCUGGCCAGUGGGGCCUGGUCCUUGUAAAAUCACCUGCAUACCCAACCUGAGGAAAGGAAGGUCAGACCCCCUUCAAGAUGCUCUGGUUACAGUGGGAGACUUGGACAGCACAUCCCUGAUCCCUGAGGAGGCCUUUGUCCCAAGAACAGCCCUGCUGGGGACACUCUGGAAAGCUAGAGACCUGGGGACUCUGGGCACUGGGGGAAAUCCCUUGUCCUUGUCUGACCAAGUAGAGAGGAACCGCCUACUGCUGCAGGAGAUGCUAAAGGUUGCAGAACAGAGUCCCCCUAAGACAGCACCCCCAGCCUGGACUCCAUCCUGGAACAGAACUGCACCAGAACGAUCAGCAGGGGACGUGGGCUGGGAAUCAGGCAUUUUCCUGCAGGACUCAGAGCAGAACAGGACUUUUGGUCCCAAGCCGGAGGCCGUGCUGAGCACCAGGCAUGAGGAAGCCAAACAUCUGCUGCAGCAUCCCCGCAUGAAGGCCAGGACCCGGCCCCUCCGUGCCAGCCAUGAUAUUGUGCCUGCCAUUGCUCAGGGCAGCCGAGAUGGCCGGAGAAGUCCAGCCCUGGGCCCCAGGAUGACCUUGGCCUGCAGAGACAGCCCCCAGAGCGGGAGCCUGAGUGACUCUUCCAGUGGGGAAUCCGGCAGUGGGCAGUGGCCCAAACAGGGCAUGUCCACAUCGCAUGUCCGCUUUGAGGAUGAACCUGCUUUUGAAGCUGAGUUUCGUCACCUGAAGCGGCUGCAGCAGCGCCAGCGCCAGGUGCUGAGCACGGAGCUGCAGGCUGUGGGCCAGGGCCCCCUGCGCUCCAAGCCGGACCUCGCAGACUACAUAAACCAGAAAGUGGGGAUGGGCGCAUUCCACAGGCUGGGGGACAGCCGGGACUGCAGAGGCCUCCCUCUGCCCCCGCCCAGCUGGGCCAGUGAGAGGAAGUACCAAGAGUGUGGCCUCUGUCCUGACAGCCAAUGCCCAGACCCGCGCGUCCCCCAGGAGCUGCAGGCUGCCCGGGGGGUGGAGGGCGUGCUGCACGUGUCCCACAGCUCCAGUAUCCUGAGCUCCCCAUUCAGGCUCCUCCUCGCUGAUCCAGGGCUCGACACAGAAAGGCUCCGGGGAACACAUAUUGGAGAGACUACCACAUGCCCUGAGGAGGGGGACUCUGCCCUGAAUAGUGCAGACACCUCUGAUGGCUGCCAGACCGGCAGUGAGGAGGCCAGGACCUCUCUGCCCAUCAAAGCAAGCAGGCAGACUCAAGGCAGUAGCCCCAGACAGUGGGACUCCAGGCCUCAGGGAGGCCUCGGGCAGUCCAGGAAGGUCAAGACAGAGCUGCACGGUGGCCUUCCGGCCUGCCACUCACUAGGGGUAGAAGACACGGAGGUGGGAGAUGAAGUAAAAGAAAUCACAGGCUACACGCCUGUGGGGACUCAGUUUCUGAAAGAAGAUGCCAUCCCUAAGCCUCCUGCCUUGGAACCUGAGAUGGCUGCCUUGGAGUCCCAGAGGCAGCCUGGAUCAGGGCUGGGAAGUCACCAGGCUCACCCUGUGGACCCCUGGGCUCCAUGCAAACUACCCUAUGCUACAACAUCUUCCCUGAAGCUAGCACCUUCUGAGCCAGGCAUAGCAGAUCAGGUUACAGAAAGCCAUGAGUAUCUGGAAACGAUCCAUACUUCCUCCCUGCAACAAAAUCAUGCACAACCCGCUGCCCCCAACCGAACCCAGCACCCAGCCACUUCCCCCUCCCCUGAAGCCUGGGUAGCAUCAAGAACCACCUCCCCUGUGCCUCAUAGGAAGGCAGGGCUGGCUGGACCCUGUAGGCCAGGGGAACAGGAAGAGCCCGUGGGUAACCCCUUGCCACUGCCUCCUCCAAGAACUCCUCUCAGGACCUGUGGGCUCAGCUCCCCACAGACCCAGCCCUGCAUCCCCCAAGCCAGGCACCCACUGCUGGGCCUGUCUGCCAACUGCAACAGCUGCAUUCCUCUGGGACAGCAGGAGCCCUGGGGAACAGCUGUCUACAGGGGCAGGGAGAAGAGGGUCCCCUGCAGCCAGAAGCCAGAUCCACCCUUGGAAAGCAGCAGAGAUGGAGGAUGCCAAUGCUCUCUUGGCUUAGCAGAUGUUGCCGUCUUCAACUCCGUGGGCAUCACCCUCUCCCUGACAUCAGAGGAGCCUGAGUCCUGCCAGGAAGCCGAGGAAGGCCUGCAGAGGAUGGAGUCCAGUUCUGGGAGCCACAUGCUGUCCGGAGCAUCACCAGGGGCCAGUGCAGGGCCCAGGCCACCCUUGGCUGCCCCUUCUGACAGCAAUAAGAAAAGAAGCAGCAGCAUCGCCUCCACCCUGGGGCUGAAAAAGCUCUUCUCGGCCCUGGGUCAGGCUUCUCGGCCCAAGUUGGGCAAGUCCCGCAGCUACAGCGUGGAGCACCUGCAGCCUGAUGCACCUGGCUCAGCUUCACACACCAGUACCCACAAAGUAAAGAGAGCCCCAUCGUUACAGUCCUUCCAUCUGGUGUCACCUUCCCGCCAACAUCGGAAAGCUGCCUCCUUUCAGAACCUCCAUUCUCUGCUGAGUGGCAGGGGGGACCGGUCCAGCCUCUACCUGGUAGAGGGCCCAGGGUACCCCAGUGCACCUGGCAGGCCGGCCAAGGCCCCGCCCCGGCGCGCCCUCAGCGUGGAGGACGUGGGUGUCCCCAGCCUGGCUCGCACUGUGGGCCGCGUGGUGGCGGUGUUCCCGGAUGGCACGAGCCAGCUGCAGCUGCAGCGUUCCCCCGAGGGCACCUUUGGCUUUCGUGUGGGCUCCGGGAAUGGGCGCAGGGACUCAGGGCUCUACGUGCAGGAGAUGGCUGACCUGGAUACUGCCAAGCUCUACUCUGGGCUGCUUGGGGUGGGGGAUGAAAUCCUGGAGGUGAACGGGGCCAAGGUUGCCGGGCUGGGCUUGGCUUACAUCAAGGAGCUCCUGGCCCAUUCAGAGUGCUUGUCAGUUCGCGUCCUGAGGCAGAGGCCUGUCCUUCAGUGACCCAGAAAUGCUGCUGGCCCAACUACCACCCUGUCAGGAGCUCUGAGCCGGCUGGGAAUGUGCUGCACAGAGCUGCUUUGUGGACGGAAAGCACAGAUCGUGGUGGCAUCCAGCCCCUCAGGCUGUGGCAGGACUGCUGUGAUUGACUACCCAAGGGAUAGGCAAGGAGCCUGUGAAUGUAUUUUGUUUAAGGCCAUUAAUUUAUGCAGAACUGGGGAAAGAAAAUACCGGUCUCUUUCCAUACUAGAGAUGGUGACAUCUACUUGUCCCUUUGGGGGUGGGGGUGGGGAAGAGAGAUUCAGGCAGUCCUUUGGUGGGCCUGAGAGCUGGCCUCACCUCCAGGUGCCACUCUUGAAAAGGCUCGCCCGGCCUCCAACACUCCAGACAGAGAGUGGAUACCUUGGCCCCGACCGAGCCCUUCCCUUUCAGCCACACUUCUCCUCCCUCUCAUUUGCCACCUUUGCUCUUCAUCCAGAAAGGGGCAGGCGUCCUGGAGUAGCAGCUGCACAGCCAAGGACCACAUAUUCCAAACCAAACAUCAGAAUGCAUGCUCUAACCAGAGUUUUAUGGCCCUUCUGGAUGUAAGAACAUGUGGGAGAUGUUAUCUGGUAGCCAGAAUAUUAAAAAUUUCUAGGAAAUUUUCAUGAUAUAUAAAGUUAAAGGGGAAAAAUAAUGAAACCAAAGCCAGUUUCAGAGUGCAGCUGUGGUAGGCAGGACCCGGCCAGUGGGAUGGUGGAACCCACUGGCCCCCCUUCUUCCCUCCACCCCUGCCCUGCCCCCUCCCCUCCGCCUCUGCCUGUAGGAGUUGCAGUUCUGCAGCUUGGCCUGGGUCUUUGUUCUCCUGUCCAGCUUGGAGACAGGGCUGCAGCUGGUGUCUGGCUGUCCCCCAGCUGCAGGCUUCCUGUCCAGACCUCCCUGGUGGCAGCUGUGGGUGGGCAGAGAGGCAGCAGGGAGGCUCCAGAGAGCAGGCACUGGCCAUCCUGCCUGGGCACUUCCUGCUCUACUACACCUGGAUACUGCCCAGAGGGUUGGGACUUUUCGAGUACAUAGCUGUGUGUCAGUCUUAAAUUAUUAAAAUGUAAAGCUGAAGCUUCUCCACUCUGAGUUGUAAAAUUCUGGGCUCAGUUGACCUUCAGCAGGGGCUGAAAGACACAAAUAUGUUGGUGGGCGUGCCAGAAGGGAAGGCUGGGGAGGCCCCAGCUGCAGGGUCACAGCCUGUUACAUGCAGAAGCCUCCAGAGAGUAUUGGGCUGGAAGAGGAGCCCUGGGCAAUGUUUAUGGUGAGGAGAGAAUGAAGCUAAGAGGCCUUGAGAGAUGCAGCUGAGGAGAACUCAGCUGUUUGUACCUCCACAGGUUACUGGCUGUGGUCAAAACCAAAACAGGAGCUUCAGCAGAACUGGUUGAAAUGAGCAUCCCAGGCAGCUCUCAUGGGGCAAGGAGGAUGCUGAAGCAGGCCUGUGGCUGAGGACAGGCAACGGUGGUGGUGGUGUGCGGGGGUUGUGUUCUCCUGAUCCAGGGCCUUGGCAGCAGGAGCCAGGAAACAUCCCUCCCUCGUGCUCUGGGACUGGGCCAAGGGCAGGGCUCUAGGAGCCCCAAGCACACAGGAUGGGGAGGUGGGAGCUGCCAUGGGCUUGGGGAGCAGGGAGGAAGGAACUGUGGCAGGUGGGCAGAGGGGCCAGAGCAGCAAGGGGUUGAGGCUUCAGGCUGUGAAGGGGGUACUGGGAGACACCUCAGACAAAUCUCACACCUCAAAGUGUAGAAAUGGCCACAGCUGGAAAUUACAACUGUGAGACACACACCUCCUGUACUCAAAUUCCUGGCCGUAAACUCAUGAAAUUUCAGUUUGAAAAAAAACAUUUCAGGGCUAGGGGUACAGCUCAGUGGUGGAGUGUUUGCCUAGAUUGUGCGAGGCCCCG